UUUUUUAUGUUUCCAAUACUUUCAGUUUAUGUUAAAUUGGUUAUAUUAUUUUUGCUUAUCUCGAGGGAGAAAUAUAUCCGUUUAAGAUCAGGUGUUUCAGUUUGGAUGGGUCGUAAAACUUGUAAAUUUAAUGAAGUUUGUUAUGACAAACAGAUUGUUUUCGGCUCAACAGGUUUCGACCGAAAGUUUGUCGCCUUUGUUGACGCUCGUUAAAUGAUUUCCAUUUUAGGGGCUGUUUAUGAACUUUAUCUGAUACAAAUAUGAAAUUUUUGUUAUUGUAAGUUUUUUUUCAAGUAAUUUUUUCUAAGAUAACUUUUCAGAAUUUUUUUGACUGUCUUUUUUCAUUCACUAUUUUGUAGCGCAUUGUGUUUUUUGCAUCUCAAGUGUUGCGAAGCUCCGCUUCACCUCUGUGUUAGAAAUUACUCUGAUGGGUGGUCCGCUUUUAAAUUUUCGUAGCUUGAGGUUGAAUUGAUUGUCUCAAAAGUGUUUGUAACAUAAUAAUGUUCAAGAGAUUUUAAAGACAAAUCUUUCUCUGGUAAUUGCUUCUCAGAUGACUUGCAAUGAAAUCGCUAUCCGUACUAGCAAUAAUCCUUUUUAUAAUCUAGAAUCUCUAGUUCGUGGGAUAAUAUUUUCCACGUCCAAUCUGGGAUAAACUCUUGUUAUAAUCAGACUGAAAUUUGACCUUUCCCUUUUUUGCGACUUUGCUUAGUUCGGAGAUGGGCAUCCCAUUACCCUGAAAAUGAGCCUUUUAGAAUUGCGACCAACGCUCUUAUCAUCUGACUUACCUUCCCUUUUUUGUAAUUGGACUUAGAGUUUUCGUUGAUCCCACGGUAAGUCAACUGCAAGGUUGCUCAGGUGUGAUCAAAGUUACCAAACUAUGAUAUUGCUAAUAUUCUUUAUUGGCGAUACUUUUUCUUAACUGUAUAAAGCCUGUCAUUCUUACAUUACUCUGAAGUAUUGGUUGCUAAUUUCCGAAAAAACUUAUGGUCUUUUGAUAUAUAGCCACAACUAUUUGGAUAUCACUUGAAAUCAAAGGCACACCAUACGAAUGCCAGAACUUAACGGUGAAAAUCCAUUGCUAAUUCCCCUUUCAGCUCGCUUUUAGUUUGAACCGUUAGAAUUCUAUUGCUGUGUUUUUAUUCUUUCCAUAUUGAAAAUGGAAAGGGCCUGGCACUCUGUUUAGCGUAUCUGUUAUUUUAUUUGAUGACAUUUGUUAUACUUUCAAUCUCCGUUAUCAAAUUAAUCAUUAAUGAUGCCCUUACUUUGCUAAAUGCACCAGCUUUCUCUCCUUUUAUUGACUAGAUUGUAACAUUUAAUUAAUAUCCAGUUUAGGGAGAUAAAUGCCAGGCACUUCAGGCCUAGUAUAAUAAACUGAAUCCGGAUUGCGCGCUUAAAAACACCACAAAUAUAAUUUUUCUUUUUUUCCUUCACGGAAAUAGGCUCACGGCGUAGAUGAUUCCUCUUAUAUAGGGUAUUUUCAAUGAAUUUGAGUAAAAAUAAAUUUGCCUGAAAACACGAUCAUAAGCAAAGUUUCCAAUAAUCGGAUUCUAUCCCCUUUAAGGGAAGCAAUAGUUAGCCCAGAACCUGAACCCUUUUGUGAUGUCUUAAUGCAGAGAGUUUGAAAAUUCUAUUUCAAUUUUUACUCUGCACCGAUCUGUCUUUUACGUUUUUUUUUUCGUUUUGUUAGGUAUACGGUUCUAAUUUUGGAUUGAUUUUGAUUUUGUUAUACUUUUCAAAAUUUCAUUCUUUUCUGGACGCAAAAAUAUGAAUGAAAGACAAUUUUGGGCAUAUUUUGGAAAUCUUUGAGUAAUUGUCGUAUUAUUUUGUCGUAUUUCUUCCAAGUUUGUUGAACAUUGGCGCCGAAGAUUUGUCCAAAAGGGGGUGCCGUAAAAUAGUCGCAAGGGGGAUCUUUGGUGGCAAAGAAGUCAAUUUUUUUUGCUUUCCCCGUCUAAAUAUUCAAUGGUAACGAAUGGUUACACUUGCGAGAGUAAGUGUCUUGUAAUUGGGACUUUUUUUACCUUGCCCAAAUCGAUAUAAAAUUGCGCUUGCUGUAUUAUUGAACCUGAACGAUUUCCAGUCUUCAUCCCACUUGAAAGAAAGAAAGAAAGAAAGCAAGAAUUUUUAACAACAACUUCAACAUAAUAGAAAUUACAAGCAAACAAUUUAGAGCCGGAUAGGAUAGCCAGAAGACAUAUGUAAUGCCCACUAAUAGGCUACCCUUGAACAGAACUACAGUGAACUAAAUUUUCAAUUAAUAAAAAUUUGAACUAAAUAAUUUCUUCAUUGAAAAUCUAUUUAUCGAACAUAGCCAAUUCUAUAAGCAAGUCAGUGCUACUGACACUGCUGUUAUAUGAGACAUUAAAAACCUAGAUACUAACAGACAAUACGAAAGAAAACGCAUAAAAAACAAAAGAACAAAAACAAAAAACAUGAUGUUUCGGUUACCUCUGCACCUUUAGAUUGGGGGUUCGAGGCCCGGCCAGUUGAUGUUGUUCCUACCAUUGAAAAGGGGGAGGAACUUCAUUUUCGUGCGUUUUAGUUUUUCUUUUUUUAUUGUUUUUCACGGAAAAUCAGGUACCACAAAUAGUUAUCGUAAUGGGUCGAGUCACAUAUAUUAAAACCCUUUUAGUGAUUCGAACGACAUUUAAAAAUUACCCAGUGUUGAAAAAAAACGACUGGAAAUUUUUUAUAUUUUGUCUAAUUUUGAACGAGGAAAGCGAGCGAGCAUGCUUAUUUGUACUUAAAUUAAGCCGUUUAAAAAUAUUUAUUUAUGACCAAUUUUAACUUUACUUGAGUAAAAUUAGUUUUUCGAUUUUUCUGUUGAGUGUUUUUCGCAACAGUUAAGUGCAUUACGUAUCUAUGCGUGGUUAAGCUAUAUCGUAUAUUGCAGUGCUUAAGAUUUUUUUCGGUUUUCCAGUUUGAAUCUAGUGUUUGUUCCAUCGAAUUUAAAGUUAGCAACACAAAAGUGGGAUGCUGUCAGAGUUCCCCCAGGGGUUGCGAAUUUGACUCCAAUUAUGAACACCCAAAUCCUUUUAGUAUACCAAAAAUUUAGUAUUUUUUCAAUUUCCGAAUAAUACAAAACUUUAAAUAUCUUAACCUGUAGUUGGGUGGUGUCAGAGUACUUUCAAGGAUUGCGAAUCCUGCCUCCAGAUAUGACUGAUCCAAAUGUUAUAGUUUUCGAGAUAUGACGUGUUCUAUGUUUUCUUCUUAAUUUUUCAGAAAACUUAGAUUUUAAAAAUUUCAAAAGAUUUGAAGUUCCUAAUCUUGUAGUUUGGUGCUCUGAGGGUGCUCUCAGAAAUUUCAAGAUCCAAAUCUUGCGUCUAAAUGCGACUGCUGAAAUGCUCUCAGUUUUCGACAUAUGACGUUUUGUGUGACUUCGACAUAUGACGUUUUGUGUCAGAAAACUUAGAUUCAGGAAAAAGUCUUAAAAGAUGCAUAAAAAUCUCGAUUAACUACAGAUGUACAUUCAUACAUUAAUGCAGUUUGUAUAUGCACCUAAGUAUCUCUGCAUUUUUUGAUUUCAUUUCAAAUUCAUCUGCUGAAAGUGACGUAAAUAGCACUAUCCACAUACGAACGUGGAAAUGGCGGAAAAAAAACGUGAACAAUUUCUGGUCAUAUCGUUUUUUUUAUUUUUCUCUUCAUUUUUUCAAAAACUGUUGUUCAUUUUGCCUUUUCUAAUAUGACUUUCGAGUAUGCGAUUUUUUUGCGUUCAGAUUCUUUUAUCACACCACGCAGAAUAAACGAUAUUAAUUUGAAAAGAAAUCCUGUUUUAAUAAGACGAUGUUCGGAACACUCUGUGCUAAUUGCACAGUAACUGGCUGUCCUCAUUGAAACUAUUUUGUUUUGCUGGAAAAAAUGGAGUUGUCGGACGUUCGUUUGUCUGCUCAUAAUUCGUCGGCCAAUUUUUCAGGUUUCAAAUCAUUUUGAAUCAUUUUUGAAGCUCGCUUUGUGUCUUGAUAUAGAACCAACUCAAAUGUUUCCUGGCUUUUUAUGUACUCUUGGCCUGGAUUUUACGACUACGCCUGGGAUGGCAAAAAUCUUAGGUUAGAAUCCGGCCAGGACCUUUUUUUAAACUGAAAUUAUUCCGUUUCAAAGAAAAACUUUUCGGCCUACCGUUUGUCUGAUUAUGUUUUUUAUCGGCUUAAUUGCCUCAAAACGAGCUGCUAGUAAUUUUUUAUGCUAAAAAUAUUUUUUCACUUUAGUUGCAAGUGUUGUUGAUUUACUCGUAAUUUGUAAUUUCACUAGCCCUGACUUGGUAUAUUUUAAUUUUGUCUACUUUCUUUUCGCUUUUAAGAUUUAUUGUACCUAAAUAGUUUCGGCGUAAAUUAUCGGUUGAGUAGUUAUAUUUUGUGUGGUUUUGUGGGCAAAAUUGUUCAAUUUAGGUUGUUUAUGGUAAAAAAAUUGAUUGUUUCAAACCCUAAUCGCACAAAAAGUUUUAAUUAAUUUGUUAUGGCUUUUUUUGAUUUCGUUUUAUUGGGCGUCUAACGUCGUAUUGUUGGCCUAAUGCCCGCUAUUUUAAUGUUUUUAACUAUUGUUUUCGGCUUGUGUGUGCAUCCUUAUAUAUGCCAGCGAUAGAGAUAGAAUAAGCAAUUCCCCUCAUUCUACAGGAAAUUUUGCUUUUGUAAAAUUUCUGUGAUGAUUAAUUGUUAAUUUGUCGAUGUGCAGUUGUCAUAGUUUCAAACCAAUUUCAAUCAGCGAUCAUUCUUCGAAAAAUUUUGGGCUCCUGAAAACGGCGCGGUUGUGCUGAACAAUGACUGUCGGAGUCGCUUUACUGGUUCCAUACACAAGUAUUAUCAGCGAGAAAUGCACAUUUUUAAGUUUUUAAGUAAAAGUCACAAGCUUAUCAAAAAAAGCCCGUAACUUUUUCAAACUUUAUCGCUCAAAUAAGUCGAAAGUUGGUGGUGUAUUCAGGGCGUAGCCAUGAUGUGAGCAGCCUUGAUUUUUUUUAGCAAAAGAGAGUGCGACGUCGACACAGUAAUUUUUAGCAGAGGUGAAAACCGCCGAAUGAGAGACCGACUCUUUCAUUUUUCAUUGAUACCAAAUUAGAUCAACGGCGCUCUUUUUGUGGUCCUUUGUCUCAUUUCAUAUGAUUGAGCGGUUGAUCUCUGAUUAUAUGAGAGUUUUCACCAAAUAGUAAUAAAGAUAUAAUCAGCACAACUACACCGAGCACAUCUUUAGAAAAUGAAACCUUUACUUUCAACUGAUGAAAAAUUCGCGAUUUCAACUAAAUUGAGCUUACUAUCUAUCUUAUUUUGGUUUCCGCUUAUUUCGUUUGAUAAUUACGUAAAUUAGCCGUAACAUGCAAAUUUAAGCUUUUUAAUUUUAUUUUCAAUCAGAACUGAAUCAGUUGAGUAGUAGCGAUGCUUUCAAGUGAAGUGAUUGAAAAAAUUUUAGCUACCGAAUUGAUGGCAUCAGUUCUAUUGUUGAUCUAAUUUCUACUGGUUGCACUUUUCGGCUGAGAGACAGCAGAUACUUUUUAAUUUUGAACUUACUCCACAAAACGGGAAUUUUCCACUUGGAACAAUAAUUAGAAUAUUUUUCAGUUUAAAAUCUCACACUAAAACGUGGAUAACACAGCCAUUUACAAUAUGUUUAUGCUUAUCUACAACGAUUUCCCAAUAAUGUCCUACUUCUUAUGACAAUCAUAUUUGCACAUUACUGGUUGGUUACUAUUUAUGCUACUUCCGUCGCUGCUGGCUGAACUGUAAUGGAAUUUUGAUAUUUUAUUACACCCUCCCCUUCCCUGCCUACCGCUAAUCCCCUUAAAAUGUUUGUUUACGACAACAAAACGCCCUCGAUACCUUUUUACCAAUCAGGGGAUCAAGUCCCCGGAAAAAGGGCAAGAAAUGUCUCUGCUAGUAUUAAUAGAGUGAAAGACACAAAUUUAGACCCGAUGAACUCUUAUGGAGAACCAGAAAAAGAAAACCAAGAAUGUGUCAAUUUACUUCAAAAUAAUACGCCAGAAAAGAAGCUACAGAGUUAUUCUCCUAAUCAUUUAAAAGCGCCUUGUCCUAAUAAGGAUUUCUCCAGUAACAGUUUUCCAAGGCGUAACAUGAUGACGUAUUUCGACAACGGUCACAGUAGAAAUCGAGAUGGGACAAAGUACUCCGUGGGUGCGUAUGCUCCGAAAGCGCAGGCAACUGACCAGAAUGACUCACGACAACUGUUAUCCCGACGUCACCGAAGCCAAGCCUCGUCACGCGACAACAUCCUUUCUCGCUCGGGAUCGAACUGCCGUCCUGUCGCUAAUUACGUCACAUUAACAGAUAGCAAUAACGAUCACGCUUUACUUCUCGACAAUACUCAAAUUGUUCGGGACAGCAGAAGUAUCUACGAAGGACAUUACUACCCGAAUCCGGGCUUCAGGCCUCGAAGCGCGAACCAAAGUUACUUCACGCCUAGUCAUAAUCAAAAUCAGUCUCAGCAGUUACGUCAUAGGGAAAUUCCUUCGCGAGGCAGAGAUUCAAUUAAUAAACCAGGAUUCCGAACUGCCUCGCCACUUUCGCGUAAAGAUUUUCACGAUUCGAUUAUAAGUUCUCAUAACCAACCUGAAGGUUUCGACGGAUAUUACCAAAACGAAGCACAAUUCGACUCACGACGCUCUCUGUUACGGGACUCUAAGGGACUAAGAAUGAGAAGCCAACCAGAUUUAAGCUCAAAUAUGGUGACGAGUGAAUUCACGAAUUCAAACUCAGUGACCUUGAAUCGGUCGUCAAUGAACAUUCAUCAAGGAGUUUUGCAUCCUGGGGACGAUUCAAACAACGCGAACAACAAUUCCAUGAUGAACAACGGAGGAGCUGGUGUUCUGAAUAACAGUGGAAUGGGCGUGGGUACGAAUGGUAUGCAAGUGGUUCCGAAUAACGCAAAACUUGGCCUGAGUUCGAAGCAGGCUCUAGAGAGGUUGUUCCACGAAGUGAACAAUGAGUUGCAGGAAUUUAGUCGACAGCAAUCGCUAAAAAGAUCUUUCAGUUCUUUCUGGGCCUCUCUGCCGUUCCACUACCACCACAAAUUGACCACUCUCCGCUUCCAUGAGUUCCUCCUCAUCCUCACAGCCUCUGUCUCCCUCUUCGUCUGCUACAUCCUGGAACCCUCUCUAGGAGGCACUCUCAUCAUAGAGUCCAUGGGUAUCCUCAUUCUACUCUUCCUCUCCUCUCUCAUCAGCUGGUGGGAUGUGAAGUUAUAUGCCAAUGAUAUGUACACAAGGGCUCAGAAUCUACUAGAUCAAAUUCAAGAGACUCUACUCUACAUGCAACAGCAAUCGGCCCACCCUUCGACACACGCAGCCGCCUCAGCAGUUCAGACUAUGUCAUCUCUCUCAGGUGUGAACAACGCAUCCAACAACGUCCCUGCAGGAGCUGCUUCCUUCUCAGUGUGGCCCUCGACACUCUACCCCAGUCUGCAUGCUCCUGUGAGUCCCAGUGUCAGUCUCCAGUGGACUCACAGGGACCACCAGCUUAUUAACUUGCCCGCCAAUCUCCUAGUCAGAGGCGAUGUUGUCGAGAUUAGACCUGGCCAGGCGGUCUAUGCGCGAGCAAAACAGCUCCACACUUCCAAAGGGGACCCGCUUGGACUAGUUUUGAACCCUGGCGAGACUUAUAACCCCCUGGAGGGUCAAGGAGAAGACCCCUGUCCCACUGCCCGUCUCCACUCGCCCAUGGACAGACUAGCCUGUGUAGUGCAGGAGACCCCCUUCGUGACUCAGCUGAGGAAGUGUCUUGCACACAGUAGUAGUAGGGAGAGGAGUGCGUGGGAUAACAGGAGAUACGCAGUGGUCGAUUUUAUUGAGAAGAAAGUUAUUCCGAUUGCUGUGUUGACUGGUCUGUUUAUCAACGGGGUCCUCUUCAUUGCCUUCGGAUCCGACACUUACGUCGGCAAUCAAAUAGAGAUGUACCUCCUGCAUCAGAUCUACAUUCUGAUCCCACUGGUACCUCUUCUGUUCCCAGUGCUGUGGCUCAUGUGGACUGCACUUACCACUGCCUCUCUUCUCGCAUCAUGCCAACAACAGGGUUCUGUGGUUCGCGGAGAAUCAGUCGGAGGGUCCUGUUACCACUUCAAGUUCUCCUGGAAACACUUCAUAUCCAUAAUCAGUGGAAUGUCUCCCAGCCUCUCGAGGACUUCAAACCUCCUAUAUGGACUGGGAUCCACAACCAUUUUCAGCGUAGUCGACAAACGAGGAGUGCUCUCGUGGCCGAACCCGAAAGUGGAACGCGUCUUCUUCAUUCGGCCGGUAGAGCAACCAGAUGACACGGUGUCACCCGCUGACUCGGCUGGGGGCAGGCGGAAUGAUGACCGCAAUUCGGAAAAUGGAAGUUUGAAUGCUGUGUACGUUCCAGAAGUGAUGGACCUAUCGUGUGACCAGAAUGAAAACUUUUUCGUUCACUUCGACGACGAAAGGUGGCAACAGCAUCUGCCUUCGUUGAAGCCUCUAGGGUUAAACAUUCUUCUGAACACGUGUAAUGAAUAUGUGGAGGACUCUUACACUAAGUUUGCCGACCAUCUUCUUUGUGUGAGCUCGCUUGAAAACCACUCAGUCGCUGUCGUCAACCGAAGCUGGACCAGAGCGCUUCAGAGUAGAUGUGCAUGUGAGUUGUCAGAAGCGAUUGGAUUCGCUAAAAACGCUACUGAGAGCUACGAGGUGAAGAAUUACAUCCAGUCGUUCAGGGAGUCCCAACCAUUCGACCCGAGCGACACUUUCAAAGUGAGACGAAUUAAAGCGAUCCUGCGAAAGAAAACUCCUUUCCCCUUUUUGUGCUCAGUUGUCGUUCACGACACUUCAACUGGUCUCCAGCAGUUGUUCACGCAAGGUACAGCUGAUAUGCUCUGUGACGUAUGUCCUGAUUUCUGGGAUGGAAAGGGAAUCCACCCUCUCACCCCAGAAUUAAGGAAGAAAAUUCAUGAUUUCUACACCAGAGCUUCACUGUCGGCUUACUGCACAGCCUUUGCAUAUCGUCCAGUGUUCUCGGAUUUCUCAAAGGUGUUGGAUAAUUUCUACCUGGAGCUUCCUGGAGGAAAAAACGCGGCUGCUGAAAUGGAAAACGUUCAUUCGACCGACUUCGUCAGUGACGCGAAAGGACUAGCUAAGGCGCAAUCAGGACAAAUUUUUCUGGGGAUGGUUGUAAUGCAGUACAAAGCCAUGCCAGAUGUUUUAGACUUGAUCGAGGAUUUCGAGUCCAGAUGCAUUAGGUUUGUUCAUUUCUCCCACGAGAAUGAACUGCGCUCGCGGAUCUUUGCCGAAAAGCUCGGUCUCGAGACUGGCUGGAAUUGUCACGUGUCUCUUUACGCUUCAAGUUCAAACGGCGAACCUCAUUCUAGUGAACACUCCUCAAAAGCUGCAAGUUUGACUACUUUGCGCUCAUUUGCGCAAAAUGUGAUUCAAGCAAACGAGAAGUUGAAAACGUUACAACAGAGUCAAAAUAACAUUGAUAUCAACUCGGGGAAUAACGAGGAAGUUAGAUCGCGUGAUGUCGCAACUGAGGAUUUUAACGGUUCUCUUUCUACACCAGCUUCUCCUGCAAUGGCUCAUAGGGUCUCGCAUUCUGUAGGACCGACUAUGGAACGAGUCUGUUCUCAUCGAAGUCGAGACGCGAUUGAUGGAGGAAACUUGAGUCAUCAUCACAGCCAACGAUCUCUCACCAGGUCACAACACUUUGAGCACGGACAGUAUCCAAGCCAACAGCACCAAGCGGAGGUUAAUGACCGAAAACCCUUCUUGCAACAGCAUCAGCCUCAUAAUCAGCAUCAACACCCUCAUAACGUGAAUGUAACACACAAUCAUUCGCAAUUCCCAAAUGCAGAAGUUCAUCACGGCAUGUCGCGAAAUCCCUCGUUCCAGGGUACUUUCAAGGAAGCUCGUCAGUACUUUCCCGAAGCAUCCGACUCUCCUCGUAUUCAACAUUCGAAUCUCAAUUUCGACCAAUCACAACGCCUAAAUUCAUCGCAUUAUAAUUCUUCCGCCAAAGCACGUCCACUUAGCCGAAAUUCAACAAUGGCCAAUUCAUUCCAAGUCCAAUGUCAAUGCUGUUCAACUCAAUUGGACGUCUGUGCUGAUAAUGCUGCCACUGUUUCUUCCACGGUGCCUUUUGGGACUUCUAGCCGACAGCCCCACAGAGCCGAAUUUAACCCGAGUAGAAAAUCUGGAUUAUUUCACGAUGUCAGUAAUGUCGUUUUAUGUCGGGAUCCGAAGUGCGCGAAUAGUUUGAAGCGUUCGGAUAAUUGUGAUAUCUCAGCAAAUAAUCAUCCGACAACACCAGGCGUCGCGGGAGGUUUGGCAGACAGCGGAACAUCUGGAAUUUGCUCAAUGGCGAGUGACGAAGGCGCACUUGCGGUCACGACUAGCACAUAUGGCUUUACAAGUACUCAUCUUAAAGCGCCUGAAAUUCAAUUCCACCAAUCGAGACCUCAGUACCUGCAGCAGCCUGACGCGUUUAUAGCUUCUCGUAAAUAUGUCGAGAUUGGUGUCCAAACGGCAAACAACGAUAAAGAAGACUCGAGUAGUCUGAAAAACGAGGAAGCAGGUUUAGACGAGAUGUUUGGACGGCUGGAAAAAUUAGAGAGCCAGAAACGACACUCUCAAGAAGAAGUUAAUAUGACCUCAGGAAUGAGCUAUCGACAUCCGGGAGUUGUUUCGCAGAAUCAUCCAAUGUAUUCAGUCGGAACCGACACACGUGAUGCGAUUACCGAACAAGACGAGUUUAUUUCGUUGCAACCAAUGAGUCCGGGAUCCAUGUCUGAAACAUCAUCAGGCGCCAUUUCGCCACUUCCUAAUCCAAGAGGCAUGCACAACUCACAUAAUUUCCAAGGUGGCCAUUUUGCCGCUAAUUCGCGCACUGUCCAAUUAGCCUACAACCAUGCAAAAACCAGUUCUAAUUCACCGCAUCAUCAUCCGAUGAUGUCCAAUAACUGCCAAGCUAAUACACACCAGAAACAUCCAUUGUCCAGAGGCAUGGCAACUGAUACGCCCUCUUGUGACCUCAGUGGAAGCGGAAACUCGCCAAUAGAUUACUGUUAUCAGUGCUCAACGUUGAACAACUCGAACGCUUUAAUGGCCGCCAAUCAUAAUCGCGUAGUUCCAGGUGGCGGGAUUGAAAGUCAAUGCAGCAGUAUUGAAAGCAACUGCCAGGUAAUCUCACAGUCCAAUACUAUGUCGGGAGGAGUGAAUCAUUUGCAAAAGGUAACAGAGCAGGUAUGCACGCAACCGUGCUGCUACAACCCAAACAACGUGCAACACUCGAGUCACACUCAGGGAGGCGUGAACGGACUUUGCAAUCAAUGUCAUCAUAACUCAAAUGCUCAAAACACAAAUAUUAGUCAUCAUGGAUCCAAUAACACUUUAUUAUCCAAUAGAGCUAAAAGUCCAAUGGAUGCCAUUGAUCAGCAUCAGCUUAAGCAGAGUGGCGGAAUCCACAAUACAUCUUUGCGAUCCAAUCCGCCGAGGAAGAAUGCACCGCCAGUUCCUGUCAGACGCUACGCAACGCUUACAGGAGGCGAGUCACAGUUUAACCACGAUCAAAAUGAUGCCUCGGUAGCUUUACUAAAUCCUACUUACAAUACCAGUCAGCAUAAUCAUCAACAGUUUCUCAGUAAUUCUACCAACAAUUUCAGCAAUAGUAAUUCUCAGAGCUUUAGCAAACAGAGGGGAAAAUUGAGUAGAACGGGAUCUAUCGUAUCUCAAGCUACCCAUAUGCAAGAUGAUGCAAUUUCACGGACAUCAGAGCAGUCUUUUGGAAUGGGUAGUCUAGCAGGUACAGAAGGUGUUAUGUUCGAUGACCUCUAUGACCUCUCAAAUAGGGCAAAGUUACCCAGGGGAGUUGAAAAUAUCAGGCCUCACCUGGAACACGUGGACAAUGUACCCCUGUUAGUUCCGCUCUUCACAGAUUGUACGCCAGAAGCGACGAAAGAGAUGGUGAAUAUCAUGCAGGAGAACAGCGAGAUAGUCUGUGUGUAUGGCAGCUCGCUCAACGUCACCAACAUCGACAUAUUCUUACAAUCAGACGUCAGUAUUGGAGUGAUGCCAUACGUGCCUCAGCCGUGUGUGCGCCAGCCAGUGUGUUUCGAGCCCUUUCUACCUGACGGACGCCACCUCUCCCCUCUUGGUCUCGCAUCAGCACUGGGAGCGCUACCCUGUUCUCUCCAGAUACUCAGAAACGUUUCACUCACAAACAUAUUCCACUCGGCGAGCAGAUUGAGUGAUAACCUCAAGACGGCGCUCCUCUUUCUGCUGUCGUGUCACCUGGCCCUAAUCAUUACCCAGGUGUUGUCGGCAGUCUGCUUCCAGCCCCCUCCCUUCUCCGGCUCCCUCAUCCUCUGGCUGGUCGGAUUCAUCCUGCCCCUCCUAUCCACCGCCCUCCUUGCCAACCCCACAUGUCCAAACUCACUACAGUGGACCACUGCACGCAAAAACUACAGCAAAAUACUCAAAACGGACGUGCGUGAAUUUAUAGUUGUGUUUGCGAUGCGGUUCCUGCCGACGUGUCUGCUGCUGCCACUCAUGGAGAUGCUCAUUCUCUACACCAUGUGUCUCUACGUCACAGAAGAGGACAACUGUCUCCUCACUCAUGGCAACACAAACUCCACUGAGCUGUGGAAUGGAUACAGGGGCAGCUACAGAGGCGCCUUAGUAGUCGCGCAGAACCUCACUACGUGGUUCCUGGUCGUUCACCUUUGCUUCAUAUCAGCCAGUUUUGUCUUCCCCAAAACCUACGUCUGGCGUCGGGCUCCCUUCCGCAACCUAGUCUGGACAAUAAUGUGUCCUCUCAUUAUUAUACUGCAGCUCUUCUAUUUCUAUUCAGACGUACAGACGUACAAAAAUACCCCUUUUACGAUUCCAAAUACACCUGGACAAGUAUGGAUAGCGGGGGUUGUGUGGUGUUUGCUGGCUCUUUUUCUGAGCGAAAUGGUCAAAGUUUACGAAGUAAGGAAAGCGUUAAAACAGCACCGCAGAAGCAAAUUACAAUUUGGAACUAAGCUUGGAAUGAAUUCUCCAUUUUGAUUAGUAGAUUCAACUGACACUUGCUUAUUUAUUUAACGUUUUCAAGAAAAAAAAACAUUUCAAACGUGUCGCAGAAAUACAUUUAA
This is a messenger RNA of Symsagittifera roscoffensis, 13074 nucleotides long. Its product is annotated as transmembrane protein 94-like. Gene Ontology annotation, molecular function: nucleotide binding. The transcript is spliced from 20 exons. Bases 5768 to 12988 code for a protein of 2406 amino acids. NCBI's taxonomy places the organism in Eukaryota, Metazoa, Xenacoelomorpha, Acoela, Convolutidae. The record is from RefSeq and is a predicted model, not a curated record.